Messenger RNA from Dichomitus squalens LYAD-421 SS1, 2120 nucleotides. RefSeq names its product MFS general substrate transporter. Gene Ontology annotation, biological process: transmembrane transport. The record is from RefSeq and is a predicted model, not a curated record. Gene Ontology annotation, cellular component: membrane. The transcript has 10 exons. Gene Ontology annotation, molecular function: transmembrane transporter activity. NCBI's taxonomy places the organism in Eukaryota, Fungi, Basidiomycota, Agaricomycetes, Polyporales, Polyporaceae. Bases 237 to 1937 code for a protein of 566 amino acids.
ACGCAUUCUGCGGCCGGCGGACCGAUGUCCCGCAGUCAUCAGUCCCCCUAUCCGUGGCGCAUAUCAGGUCCCACCAUGGCUUCCAGGUUCCAGACUCGGGCAUCGGACACGGCGGCUUUACGUGCGGAAGAAAAGUCAGUCGAAGGUGGAAAUCUUUCAAAACGUGGCUCGGAACUGAAGGACAGGUCAUCCUCCUCCCUCGAUCUUCCUCAGGCCCGCUGCCAUCUUGUAGUAUUAUGACGUCCCUCCUCGCCGCUGAACUCGCUGCGCGUGGCGCGCAUAAGGCGAGCUUCGAGGAGGCUAUCGAGGAGCAUGAAAAUGACAUUACGGACGGGCCGCACAACGCACGUAUCUUUCGUCGUAGAUCCUCUGUCCUUGCGCCCGACACCUCCGCGCUUGAGAUCGGGGAAACCGGGUCCGUCUCUUCUCUAGAGCGGCCAAAAACACUGACGAGCGAGCGUGUCCGCCGACGUUCGGAACUCGCACGCUUCCGCCCUCUCGACUCACCGCCAGCUAACGAGCCGGAGGCCAUCGAGCUCCCCGUCAUCAACGAGCAUACUCUCGCCUCUUCGUCCAGCGUGCACACUCCCGACACUACAUUUCGCGACGAUGUGAUGUUUGUGCCCUCCAAGAGCGAUGAUGUCGAGAUCGCGCCCAGUUUCCCCAACUCGCUCGCUCCGUCAAUCAAGAUCGACGAUGACACGGACUCGACUGUCCCCGCUAUCUCGGCCGCGCAGAAGGCUAUUCACCGGCGAAAGUUCCUCCUCACCUUUCUGACCCUGUGCUUUUCUGUGUUCUUGAAUGGUUGGAACGACGGGACUACUGGUCCACUGUUACCUAGGAUCCAGGCCUAUUACCACAUUGGCUUCGCUGUCGUUUCGCUAGUUUUCGUGUUCAACACCAUCGGGUUCAUUAUCGGAGCAUUUGCGAAUGUGUGGCUAACCGAUAAAUUUGGGUUUGGGAAGUGCCUAGUCAUAGGUUCUGUCUGUCAAAUUGCCGCGUACGCGAUGAUGGUCCCAGCAGGACCCUUCCCCCUCAUGUGUCUUGCCUUCAUGAUCAUCGGGUUUGGCCUAUCCCUCCAGAACGCGCACUGCAACGGCUUCACUGCUGGCUCUGGCGGGAAUAUAGCGACGAAAAUAGGGUUUCUGCAUGCGUCGUACGGUUUGGGUGCUCUGAUCUCUCCCUUGGUCUCUACUCAGUUCGCCCAGCAAAAGCAUUGGUCCUUCCACUAUCUGAUCUCCGCGGGGUUGUACGUACUCAACACUGCUGCGCUUUGGUGGAUCAUCCGUGGUAAGCGCCAAGAAGAGGUCAUGGUGGAGAUUGGGAAUACCAACCCCGACACACAGGCGGUUUCCUCAAAUAAGUACAAGCAGAUCUUCGGCAUUCGUGAGAUCCACCUCCUCUCCGUCUUCGCCCUCAUCUACGUCGGAGUCGAAGUCACCAUCGGUGGCUGGAGUGUCACCUACGUGCAGGAGAAGCGGCACGGGAGCUCGAACGCGGGCUAUAUCUCGUCUGGUUUCUUCGGCGGUCUCAUGCUCGGCCGUAUCCUCUUAAUGUGGCUGAACCGGAAGAUUGGCGAACGACGUGCACUCUUCCUUUACGCUCUCCUCGCAAUCCAACUCGAAGUGACGGUCUGGGUUGUCCCCUCUCUCGUUGAGAACGCCAUAGCAGUCUCCUUUAUCGGCCUAUUGAUGGGGCCCAUGUACCCUAUCCUCAUGAACCACAGCACGACCAUCCUCCCCCGCUGGCUCCUCACGGGAUGCCUGGGUUACAUCGCGAGUGUCGGCCAGGCUGGCUCCGCCGUGCUCCCGUUCCUCACGGGCUUGCUCGCGUCUAAGUUUGGAAUCGUCAGUCUCCAGCCUUUCAUCGUGUCGAUGAUGUCGACGAUGAUCGUGGUGUGGGCGCUGAUCCCACGCGUCCGUCAUGUCCCGACUUGACCUCAGAGUAGAUCCAUUGUUUCUCUUGCAGGGCACAAGCUGUCGGUUUGGCAGAUCGCUGGAUGCUAGAUACUGUGUUUGUGACAGGAUGUGAGUUGGUAUGAGUGUCGCGAGGCUGUACGUUGCUACUUUUCAUGGGUUUCACGCUGUUGUAUUGUCCAUCUACGAUCGUGGAAGAUUGAU